This is a messenger RNA of Toxorhynchites rutilus septentrionalis, 1300 nucleotides long. RefSeq names its product TM2 domain-containing protein CG11103 (gene amrt). Bases 140 to 703 code for a protein of 187 amino acids. The record is from RefSeq and is a predicted model, not a curated record. Lineage: Eukaryota; Metazoa; Arthropoda; Insecta; Diptera; Culicidae. The transcript has a single exon.
GCUAUCAGAUGCAAAAACGGCUUUCUGACCAAAAUAUCGUGAAAACGGUUAUUUUACAAUCCGAGUGUAAACAGCUGUCAGACGGAAGAAUUUGUAAAUAAUAACACUUGGAGGAUUCACGUAUAAGUGCCCACAUAAAAUGAUAAAAAAUCGACUAUUCCUUUUGCUCAUUUCGAGCAUACUGAUCGUCGAAACGGCACAAAUCACCAAAGACAAGGACAGCCCAUCCAUCAACCAAUCGAACGAAUUCAAUCCCCUGGGACCGCUGGUGAAGUGCUCGUUCCUUCCGCUCGAGUUUCUGGAUUGUGACGAACCACUGGAUCACAAGGGCAACCGGACGGCCAAAGAGGAGCAGGGACACGGUUGUGUGAAAUUCGGUGGCGUCUACUACGACGAUGUGGAGACGACCAAGAUCAAGUGUGUGGUUUUCGAUGCGAUCGAAUGUUUCGGACCGCGGGAAUUCAUGCGAGAUGGGUUUCCGUGCGUGAAAUAUACCGAUCACUACUUCGUGACCACGCUGCUGUACAGCAUCCUGCUGGGCUUUCUCGGGAUGGAUCGAUUCUGUUUGGGGCAAACCGGAACGGCCGUUGGGAAGCUGCUCACGCUCGGGGGGAUCGGCAUCUGGUGGAUUGUCGAUAUCGUGCUGCUGAUAACGAACAAUUUGCUGCCCGAGGACGGAAGCAACUGGAACACGAAAGUUUAGCGUGCGGCGUGAGGGAAUACUUGCGCAGCAUUGACAUUUGUAUAUAUAUAUAUAUAUAUAUAUAUAUAUAUAUAUAUAUAUAUAUAUAUAUAUAUAUAUAUAUAUAUAUAUAUAUAUAUAUAUAUAUAUAACGUUGUAAAUAAGACUGAAAGUUCGAGUUUGGGUUGUCUAGGGAUUGUGAUUUUAUCACUCGAUACGCCAGCGUGGAAGGCAUCUUAAUUCGAUUUAAUUCAUUUAAUUACAAAAUAUUAAGUAUGUUACAAUAAAUUUUCCAUCUGUUAGUCCAAUUGUUUUACUCGACAAUUUUUUCUCUACACUAUAUACAGUUACUUUAGAAAAGAAAAGUAAACAGUACAUCUAAAUUCUUCACUGGAUGCAAGAAUACGUAAACAAUGCGUAGAAAUUUUAUCUUAAUUCGCAAAUAAUUCAGCUAUUACAAAGAAUGUUGUCAUUUCCAUGGUCCAAUUAUACUUAAAUUAUUAACAAUUGUUCUUGUUCGAAAAAUAAAACUUGAAAUGCAGGGCAAAUGUGCACUAUGUGUCAGUAAGGAAUAAUAUGAGAAGCAGCAAAAAAUCUGCCUAAAUAUAAAUAAAGAAA